AUUAUUAUUAUUAUUGCCAAAUGGCGAUCCUAUGAUAACAUUAUUAUGUUUUAGAUAAUAGAUAUAGAAUACACAAAUUACUCGUCUAUGUUAGAUCAAUGCGAUGAUGUUCAUACAUAUUGUUACCUACAAUACAAUUAUUUCACAAAAAUUAAUCUAUUAAUCACGAAUGUUUAGAUUAUUGUGUAGAUUUGCAUUAUCGUAUUGCGACUUAGUACUUUUACUUAAUGCAAAAUGAACAACACUUCAAAGGGUGGGAAAAAUAACAACGAUUACACAAAGUAUGUCUUCAAUAAUUCUUCAAACGGUAACAAAACGUGUGUUUUUUAUCCAUCAGCGUUGGAUCAACCAUUGGAUGACGUCCCUUGGAAAUUGGUCAAUAUGUCAUUUAAAUUAUUAAAUGUUGACUCAAAAUUGGUGUUAACUUUACUCGCAAACCAUGGAUUUCGUGAGGUCAAUUCUGAUUCAAAUGAUUUCAAUUUAUUAUGGUCAAAUAAUCAUAUUAAUACAAACAUCAUUAGUUCAUUGAGGUCUUAUCAACGCAUCAAUCACUUCCCUAGAUCAUGUGAAUUGACUCGUAAAGAUAAACUGUACAAAAACAUUGAAACUAUGAGCCAUCGCAAUGGAAUUAAAAAGUUCUCUUUUGUUCCUGAAACAUACAUUAUGCCGAAAGAUUACAAUAGAUUUAUUUCGAAUCAAUACCGACAUCGAGGUUUAUGGAUUGUAAAGCCUUUCGAUUUAUCUCGCGGAAGAGGAAUAACAAUUAUUGAUUAUUCAUUUAAGGACACUCAAUCGGCGUUGAAGGAAAAUGUCGUUGUUGCUAAGUAUAUUGACAAUCCUCUGUUGGUGAAUGGAUAUAAGUGGGAUUUACGUUUGUACGUAUUAGUUACAUCAUUCAAUCCACUUGUUGUGUACCUGUACGAAGAAGGUUUGGUUAGAUUUGCCACUGUUAAAUAUGUAUGUGAUAGAAGUCGUAUUAAUAAUCGACGAAUGCAUCUUUGCAACUAUAGUGUCAACAAAAGCAGCCCGAGCUAUAUUAGAAAUUCGGAUCCUGAACGAGAAAAUGUUGGCCAUAAGUGGUCCAUGAGCGCUCUUUUGAACCAUCUUAGAGAAGAGUACCUUAUUAAUACUGAAACUUUGAUGGCUGAAAUUGAAGAUAUUGUAGUUAAAACAAUAAUGAGUGCAACUGCACAAAUGUUACCAGCAAUCAAUUGCUUUGUACCUCACAAUCAAAAUUGUUUCGAACUAUACGGAUUUGAUAUUUUGGUGGACGAUAAGUUAAAACCAUGGCUGCUUGAAGUUAACCUAUCUCCAUCAUUAGGGAUAGAUUCUGGACUUGAUUCUCGCAUUAAGAGUUCAAUGCUAUGCGAUUUAUUUACUUUGAUUGGCAUCCCAAUCGUUGACCCUACUGUCUUCAACUUUAACAAAAAUGUUCGAAGACCAAAAUCUGAUAUUCCAAGGAACAGAAAUUCAAAUAUAAAUAUUAACAAUCUCAGUAGUGAUGAAAAAAGAUUAUUGAAAAAUACGAUGGAUCAAAAUCAAAGGAGCAGAGGGUUCAUACGGAUUUUUCCUACAUACCUAUCAUGGAAAAAGUAUUCCUCUUACUUAGAUAAUAUCAAUGGAAUUCCUAGGGGAUCCACUAUACCACCGUUUUAUGUAAAACUGAUAAGGAAUUAUAAUUAUUUUUUAAACGACCAUUUAUUCAGCGAAAACUCCUCAUUUUAUAUGGAUAUUAGCAGACAAGAUCGCUAUGAAAGGUCCUUAAAAGAUUUUAAGCGGAGUUUAAAUGAUGAUAAAGAUGCGGAUCAAACAACUGAUAUGUCAAAGUUAAAAAAAACAAUUGUAAAAUAUUUAAAUGAUGGAUAUGUAUUCAGUAAUCUACAGGCUCGGCAAACCUUUGCUCUAUACUUGACUUACAUUUCUGCUUUAUUAAAAAAAUGUGCUUUGGAGAAAAAUUUUGACAAUCCAUCAAGUAAUCUUGUUUUGAUGUUUUUAAUAAAAGCUUCAAAAAACCUCAGUGUUCCUUUAAAAAUUGAGGUUUCUAAAUCUUCAUUAUCAAACAAAAAAGCAAUGGAAAUACUUCAAUUAUUGGAAAGCUUUUUAUUGAAAUACAACUAUGAUACUGUAAUGUAUUUGACCCCAGAGACUACAAAAAAUUGUUUGCCACAUAAAUUGUUUAAUUUAUUUCUCACGCAUGCCGGGAAAGAAGAUAUCGAAGAAAUAAUUAAUGAUUCGAAACACAAUUGUUUGGCUUCUGCAAUACACCCGGUGAAUGAUAUUAAAAAUUCUAAAUCAUUAGAAUCAAAAGUUUGGAAAUAAUAUGUACAAUGCUAAAGCGGAGAUGUUGACAUUUAUAACUUACCGUACUUUUCGUCAUUAAUGUCAUAGAUCUACUAUUGACUAUUGAGUCAUAGGUACAUCUGUACCUAUAUGUUUGAAUUUAUUACAACGUAUUUUGUCCUUCUAUAUACUUUUAAUUAUUAGUA
Acyrthosiphon pisum (pea aphid) is the source of this 2486-nucleotide messenger RNA. Its product is annotated as Tubulin tyrosine ligase-like 5. The transcript has 12 exons. Gene Ontology annotation, biological process: microtubule cytoskeleton organization; protein polyglutamylation. Gene Ontology annotation, cellular component: ciliary basal body. The coding region runs from base 235 to 2319 and encodes 694 amino acids. Lineage: Eukaryota; Metazoa; Arthropoda; Insecta; Hemiptera; Aphididae. The record is from RefSeq and is a predicted model, not a curated record. Gene Ontology annotation, molecular function: tubulin-glutamic acid ligase activity; tubulin binding.